This is a messenger RNA of Apiotrichum porosum, 2778 nucleotides long. RefSeq lists its product as uncharacterized. Gene Ontology annotation, molecular function: ATP binding; protein kinase activity. Gene Ontology annotation, biological process: protein phosphorylation. The transcript has 10 exons. The record is from RefSeq and is a predicted model, not a curated record. The coding region runs from base 1 to 2778 and encodes 925 amino acids. Lineage: Eukaryota; Fungi; Basidiomycota; Tremellomycetes; Trichosporonales; Trichosporonaceae.
AUGCUCGCCGUGGCAUCUAACCUGUUCGGCAAAACGUCCACCCUAUCGGCCUACACCGUCCACUCUAAUGGCCCAUCGCCCUCGGCGUCGUCUGUCAAUAUCCAUGGCCUGCCCAACUCUGGUCGCAACUCGCCAGCCCCAACGCAUGGCAAACCCUUCAACGUCGGCCUGUGGAAGGUCAUGCAGGCCACACACAAGACGACGGGGAAGGACGUCUCGGUGUGGGUCUUUGAGAAGCGUGUCCUCGACGGCAUCCGUAACGGCACGGCACGCGAGUGGGCGCUCGACCAGCUCAAAAAGGAGGCCACCUCUCUCUCGCGUCUCCGACACCCUGAUAUCCUGCACAUGGUCGAGCCCCUCGAGGACUCUCGCUCUGAGCUCACCUUUGUGACGGAAUACGUGACGUCGAGCCUCGCAAACGUCCUCGCUUCCGCCAAGAGUGGCAAGUCACGGGCAGGCGGCACCGAGAUUGAUCUCGACGAGGUCGAAAUCCAAAAGGGCACCCUGCAGAUCUCCAAGGGUCUCGCGUUCCUUCAUCAGCAGGCCAAGAGCGUUCAUCUCAACCUGUCGCCUGAUGCAAUUCUCGUCAACGCCAAGGGCGACUGGAAAUUGUCUGGCCUCAACCUCACCACGCCAUUGACGCAGCCCGAUGGCAGCCCUACAAAGUAUCAGUUCCCCGAGGUCGACACUCGUGUUCCGCCACAGGUCCAGUGGAAGUUUGACUACCUGGCACCAGAAUAUGCUCUCGAUUCACAACUCAGUCCGGCCAACGACCUGUACUCGCUCGGCUGUGUUCUUUACGCGGUGCACAUGGGCGGUCGUGCGCCAUUCAACAACCGGGGCUCUGCACAGAGUCUGCGCGAGAAUGCCGAGGGUCCUCUGAUGAGGAGAGAGUAUGCGCGUGGACAGCAGUGGGAGCGCUGCAGCAACGAGCUGAAAGACCUUCUGCCACGGCUAUUGACUCGUAACGCCAACGGCCGUAUCUCUCUCGCCUCGCUCGCAAACCACCCAUUCUUCUCGUCCCUCGCCAUCUCCACCCUCAACUUUCUCGACCCCACCACGUUCGCGUCCAAGCCUCGUGAAGAGAAGGCUACGUUUCUCCGUGGUCUUGUUCGUGUCCUGCCCAAUUUCUCCGAGCGUCUCAAAAAGGGCAAGAUCCUACUCAGUCUGCUCGAGGAGAUGAAGGACUCGUACCUGUUGCCCUUCCUCCUUCCCAACGUGUUCGAGAUCUCAAAGGGGCUGAGCAAGGAGGACUUUGCAAUUGUCCUGCCAAAGCUCCAGCCGCUGUUUGCCCUCAAGGACCCACCCCAGAACAUGCUUACUCUCCUCGACAAUUUGACCCUGUUAGAGGAGAAGACCACGCCCGCAGUGUUCCGCGAGAAUGUCAUGCCGCUCAUCUACAACUCGCUUGAAAGCGAGCACCUCCCUGUGCAGGAGCGUGCCCUCAAGGCAGUACCCCAUCUCUGCGACAUUCUGGACUAUGGGACGGUGCAGAACAUUCUGCUCGUCAAAGUGGCCAUCCUCUUCUCUCACACGCGCAUCUUGUCCGUAAAGGUGCAGACGCUCGAGUGUUUCCAUGCCAUGGUCUCGACACUUGAUGCGACCACCCUGACGACCAAGCUGGUUCCUCUUCUUGCCAAGAUCAAAACCAAGGAACCCGCUGUCAUGAUGGCCACUCUCGCCGUGCACGAGGCAAUGGGCGCCAAAGUCAGUCUCGAGGCGAUCGCCACACUUGUCCUGCCGCAGCUCUGGGUCAUGUCGAUGGGCCCCUUGCUAAACACGGACCAGUUUGGCCGGUUCAUGGCCGCCAUCAAGUCGCUGGGUGCGCGUGUCGAGAAGGAGCACAGCCAGCAUCUGCGUGAGGUUCGCAAGAUGGAGGAGCAGACGUCCAGUUUUGCCAACGGCGCCGAAUCGACCUUUGACUUUAACGCGGCUACCACUGGCGAGGUUGACUUUGAGGCUCUUGUCAAGGGCCAGUCCUCUGCUGCACCUGCGGCUCCUACGGCCGCUGCCGUCGACCCAUGGGACGAGGGAUGGGCUGAUAGCAGUGCCAACAUGGAUACGUCUUUGUCAUCGACCUUCCCUGGACUGAGCCUCGGCAACACGCCGUCGCCCUCUAACCCAAGCUCGGCGACGGUUUCGCCCCGCCCCGCCUCUGGCAAGCUGCACGCCAAGCCUGUCCCGGCCUCGUCGUUCAACUCGUCCGCGUUCGGCAUGGCCUCACCACCUGCCCCGUCCAGCCGGCAAGCAUCAUUUGGCUCGAUGAGCGCAAUGCAGCCGUCACCUAUGCAGUCGCCCAUGCAGUCCCCACCUCUCCAACCAUCCUUCUCGGGCGCCUCACUGCAGCCCUCCCACCGCCCCACACCUGCCACAGCACCAGCACCAGCUGCACCCUCCAACGGCCCCAACUACAGCCUCAACCUCCCCUCCCAGGCGCCAAAGGCCACCUCCCCGACGUUCGCGUCCUUUGCCCCUCUCCAACCAUCGCGUUCCCCCAGCUCGCCCACAGGCAUGGCGUCACCGCCCAUGAACCCCGGGUCAUUUGCAUCGUUCACGCCUUCCGCCAUCCCCGCACCAGCCUACCAGGCUCCGCCACCGCUGCAGCCCGUGCAGCCUGCCGCGCCGCUCCAGCCGGCCAUGGCAGCAGCCCCGCGCCCGCCUCCAGGCUGGGGCGGCACCGGCACGGGCCUCAUGCAGCCCUCCGUCGCGCCCAAGCCUGCAUGGGGAGCCGCACAGGCUGCGUCUGCUGACUGGGGCGACUUUGACCCGCUCAAGUGA